Molecule: messenger RNA, 321 nt
Organism: Thelazia callipaeda (thelaziosis nematode)
Lineage: Eukaryota; Metazoa; Nematoda; Chromadorea; Rhabditida; Thelaziidae
Source: the annotation of a GenBank genome assembly
AAGGAAAAUUUUUUGGCAAUGGAGCGUCAAAUUGAUCAAGAUGGCUCAAGCUUCAUUAAUUGCAUUCUUCGGAUUGAAGAAUGCUUCAUUUUGGAUGGACAAGAUGAAACAUUUAACAAUGCGAGUUAUUUUGGGAGUUUGCGGUCCUUCCUUACUUACGGAAUAGGUGAUCAUUACAAUGUUGUGAAAGUUAUCUCAAGAGUUCACUUUCAGGAUGAUGAAAAUGGAAGGACGCGGAAGUGUGUAACAGUGAAUCGUGAUCGACAACGUUCUUCAGCCCUUCGUAAAAGGCAGAAUUUGCAUGGGCGGAAGAACAUUUAA